Molecule: messenger RNA, 999 nt
Organism: Fusarium sp. VM40
Lineage: Eukaryota; Fungi; Ascomycota; Sordariomycetes; Hypocreales; Nectriaceae
Source: the annotation of a GenBank genome assembly
AUGCCUCCCCGCCUACCAAUUCGGCUGGCCCUCCCCCGGCCCUGCGCCGUCGCCGCCCGGCCUCUACUCCUCCCGCUCACGGCGACUCGUGGUGUCAAGAAUGGAUGGACCACGGCCCCUCCUCGUAACAAGCACAAGCGAUUCAACCAGCCUUCUUCCGGUCUCCCUUCUCUCACAUCCGGCCCCGCUGCUGCUCUGAAGCGCCGAGAGAAUACCACGCCUCUGCGCUCAGGCGUCCUCGCUAUUAAGAAGGGCAUGACGAGUGUCUUCGUUGGAAAGAUCCGUGUACCUUGUACUGUGCUGCAACUCGACCAGGUCCAGGUCAUCGCCAACAAGACCCGAGAGAAGAACGGUUACUGGGCUGUGCAGAUUGGAUCAGGCUCCCGUGAGGGUCGAAAUGUCACCAGUCCGCUGCUGGGUUACUACGAGGCCAAGGGCAUUGCACCCAAGGCUGACCUUGCCGAAUUCAAGGUCAAGGGCGAAGCUGGACUGCUGCCCGUUGGUGUUCAACUUCUCCCCGAUUGGUUCAAGAAGGGCCAAUACGUCGACGUCAAGGGCCGAUCGCGAGGCCAGGGUUUCGCUGGUGGUAUGAAGCGCCACGGCUUCUCCGGCCAGGAAGCAUCCCACGGUAACUCCAAGAACCACCGAACGAUCGGUACAACGGGUCCCUCGCAGGGCAGCGGUAGUCGAGUCAUGCCCGGCAAGAAGAUGCCUGGUCGCAUGGGUAACGAAUUCGUGACGGUUCAGAACCUCAAGGUCAUGAUGGUGGACAACGAUCUGGGCAUUGUGCUAGUCAGUGGGCCCAUUGCUGGUCCUAAGGGUCGUGUCGUCCGUAUUCAGGACGCCAAGAAGCGAAAGGCCCCCCCUCAACCUCAUCGUGAGGCAGCUCUCGAGACCCUACUAGAGCGGAACCCUGAUCACGAGGCGAAGCUUCAGACGGCGCGGGAGAAGCAUCUUCAGCUGAAGAGCCAGAGAGAAGCGGCGCAGCUAAAUGUUUAA